This is a messenger RNA of Adineta ricciae, 1941 nucleotides long. NCBI's taxonomy places the organism in Eukaryota, Metazoa, Rotifera, Eurotatoria, Adinetida, Adinetidae. The record is from the annotation of a GenBank genome assembly.
AUGAAUGUAAUUCUUCUAGAGUUUAAAAAAGAUCGGAAGACUCCGGUAGAUUGGUCUGUCAUAGACUACAGUGACUAUGACAACGAAGAAGAGGAAUAUCUUUCCGAUGAUUAUUAUGCAUCAGAACAAAUCACAUCAAACAGUAAUCGGCGUCCUACCAUCAAAACGAAAUCACUUGUUGUUCCAAAAACUUUGCCUGAACAGUCAAAUUCCGUACAUGUUGAUGAGAAGUAUCUUGAUAGCCGUAAAGCACCAAAUCGAAUCUACAAGAUCUUUUCCGAAAUUAAGCCUAGAACUGAAGUGAUGAAAAUUUUAAAAGAAAUCCAAGAUGAAGAAGAUCGUCUUCUUCAACUGACGGAUAAAGAUGGAACCGCGACGACAUCGCAAAUGCUUAGUUCUUCUCCUCGGCAAGUCAUUGGAGAACAUUUCAAACAAGAUGAAAAGCAAGUAUUAACAUAUUUACAAACAUCAGCCCUUAAAAGAUUUCAAUAUGGCAUCUUAUUAUUCAAUUCAGAAAGACAGAUAUUCAUAAUCCAAAAUCAUCAGGGUAUUUGGAACCCUCCCAUUGGUCACAGGAGAAUCAAUAAUAAUUAUCAAUUAGAAACAAUCAAUGAAACAGUUUUUCGCGUGUUCAACACACUAAUUUGCGCGAAAAAUCAACUUACCGAUGAAACAUUUCAUUUUGAUGAUCUCCACGACAAUCAACACACGGAUUUUCAUAAAUAUAUCGAAAAACGAUUGAACCACAAUACUGUACAAAAUGACUCUAUCGAACAAGUCGGAUUAUUUAUCAGUCUAUUUGAUGAUCCCAUACUUGAAUUUGAAUUACGUGAUACACGUGAAAAUCAAACAUGUCAAUGGGUCUCAAUCGAUGAUCUACUCAAACAUAAUCAAAACCUGCAAUGCGAUCUCAUCCAACCGUUCGCAGAAUAUAUUGAAUCUCGAAUGUUUGAUUUGACUAAACAAUUUCAACAUUCGAUGAAUUUCGACAACGACGUUCAACAAAAACCUCUGGAAGAUGUUGCGGCGAACCAAACUAUAAACACACCGUGCCCUUCUCCCCUAACUAAACCAAAAAGAUGUCUACCGAUUAGCGAUGAUAUUUUCAAUCGUGCUUCCCAAUGUAUUACAUUUGAAAGCGAUGACAGCGUAGUUGCAGUUCAAUACAACAACUAUAAGCCGAAGAUUCUUGCUUCAUUCAGUAUUACGCAGUCUCUUCCUGCUGAUCAUGUGAAUAUUGGUCAGUAUAAUCAAUGCAUUUCAUAUAGACUUCGAAUUCCAUGUUACGAUCAGCCACAGGUGAAUUCAACCUUUCCACGUCAAGUACGCAAAGCAUUUAUCCCUCAACCGGAAAAGACUUCGAUUCUUCCAAUCCUCAUCGCUGCACACUGUCAUAGAGUCGAUAUUCAUAAAUAUGACGUAAUAAGCGAAAGGAAUUCCUUGAUGAAAAUCGCCUUGAAUGAGGCAAAAUAUGUGGUGGGCGUGAAAAAAAUCGACCAAACGUUAUUUAUCAGACGCCACGAUAAGCGAUCCAUCGACUUCAACUCCACUGAAUUUCGAUUUGAACGGAUGUGCUCACAUGAACACCAUCAACAUCUCAGAUUUAAACGAUUAAUUGAAGGACAAAUUGGUGAUUUUGCAACACUGAUCACAGCACAAGCCGAUGCAAUUCAUAGGCAAACGGGUCAAGCGAUCAAACUGAAAAGCCGAACGAAUGGGAACGAUAUCGGCAAUCGAGCAGAUUGUUGGCUACAAGCAUUUCUUGGUAGCGCACAGUCAGUGGUUGUGGGUUAUUGUACAACCGAAGAACCGCCACGACUCAGACGUAUUCGUGAAUACCCUACUCCAAACAUUAUUGAAGAUGGUGUCAAAGGCCAAAUUUUUGCACAUCUUCAUCAAGUAUUACAUUUUCUUCAUAAAAACAGUGGCUCAUCAAGAUGA